AUUUUACAUUAUUCAACUGCAAAUGAGGAGUAUCCCUCACCCUGCACCCCACACGGUGUCACUGUACUAGCAAUGUCGUCAGCACAUGACACACACUCUUGAUCAAGACCUUCAGGGCAGUUUCAUCCACAUUGUAGCUGACACUACUCAGCUGCAGACAUGAACAACCAAGGCGUGACUUAUGCGGAACUCCAUCAUGCUAAGGGCUCAAAAAGACAGCAAGUGCAACCUAAGGGCACGAAAAGUUCCAUUUCAGUAACUGAGGAGGAGAUAACCUAUGCAGAAUUGAAUCUUCAAAAUGCUUCUCGGGACCUUCAAGGGAAUGGCAAGAACUCUCCCUGCAAAGAGAAGCUCAUUGCUGGUAUCUUGGGAAUCCUCUGCCUCAUCUUGAUGUCCACUGUGGUAACAAUAGCUGUUAUUCCCUCUACUGAAGGACCAGAGCAGAACAAAACAUCCCUGGAAACAAUGAUCCAGAAAGCGUGUCUCUGUUGUCAUUGUCCGAAAGAGUGGUUUACGUAUUCCAACAAUUGCUAUUACAUUAGCACUGAGGGAAAAUCGUGGAAUGAGAGUUUGACGACCUGUGCUUCUAAGAACUCUAACCUGCUCUACUAUGAUGAUGAAGAGGACAAGUUUUUGUUGAAUUUACUCUCUAUUACACCAUGGAUUAGAGGCUCCCAGAGAAGCAAUCAUAGUUCAUCUGUGCAGCCAAAAGCCUUAACAUUUUCUUCCGAAGUGUUGUCAGUAUCUUCAGAGAAUGACAAGAAUUGUCAAUAUAUCGAUUUUCGUACAAAAAAAUUUUCUUUUGAACCAUGCUCAGUAAGAAGACGAUAUGUUUGUAAGCACCAGGCAUUUUAGUUACCUCAUUUUGGUAGAAUGCUGUUUCACCAUUGAUAAGGAAUCCAUCACUCAUUACUUCAACAGCCAUACAAUUGUUUUCGUUGCACAUUUUGAAGAUAAUGUAUUUUAGUGUAAUUUUAGAUUCACAACAAAACUAAGAGGAAGUUGCAGAGAACCCUCUAUUGCCCCUGUCUGCACACGUGCAUGGGGUCUUCCAUUAUCACCAUCAUUCACUAGAACGUUUCAUUUUUUAUCAACGAUGAAUCUGUAUCAAUGGAUAUAUAUCACCCAAAGUCCAACGUGUACCCGAGGCUUCAUUCUUUGUGGUAUAGAACUGUUUCUCAAAUUUAAUUAUAUUAACGUAAAAAAUAUAUACUGAGGUAUAUAUUAUUUGUUUCUUAUGCUUUUGCUAUUUAGUAACAUUAAUUAUAUGUAUAUGUCUGCCUAUAUAUAUAUAUAUAUAUAUAUUACAAAUCAUGAUAUUAUUGUAAAAAUUCUCAACAAAGUGAAUAAUUCCAUUUGUAUUUCCAAGUAAUUAAUUUGUCUUAACCCUUAAAGGACCUCAAAUGAGGAUUGAACCACCCAGGGUGAUGAGGUUAUCAGUGAGAAAUGAGUCAGGAGACAGAAACAAGGGGACACUUGAAGUAAACAUUUAUCUACUUAUAAGAGAAAGCUUACUAAAAGGAAAGGAUACUCGUUAAAGAAAAUUACAAAGAAUAUCCUAGAAUUAAAGGA
This is a messenger RNA of Lynx canadensis (Canada lynx), 1572 nucleotides long. RefSeq names its product NKG2-A/NKG2-B type II integral membrane protein-like. Lineage: Eukaryota; Metazoa; Chordata; Mammalia; Carnivora; Felidae. The record is from RefSeq and is a predicted model, not a curated record. The transcript is spliced from 6 exons. Bases 160 to 855 code for a protein of 231 amino acids. Gene Ontology annotation, biological process: stimulatory C-type lectin receptor signaling pathway; positive regulation of natural killer cell mediated cytotoxicity.